Acipenser ruthenus (sterlet) is the source of this 3048-nucleotide messenger RNA. RefSeq names its product C1GALT1-specific chaperone 1-like. Bases 143 to 1093 code for a protein of 316 amino acids. The transcript has 2 exons. Gene Ontology annotation, molecular function: N-acetylgalactosaminide beta-1,3-galactosyltransferase activity. The record is from RefSeq and is a predicted model, not a curated record. NCBI's taxonomy places the organism in Eukaryota, Metazoa, Chordata, Actinopteri, Acipenseriformes, Acipenseridae.
GACUCAGCUAGCCUUGACGUCAUGAACACGGAAACAGGAACAACAAGAGAAGGGCUGGCAGCUGUGAGUGGAGUUACUGUCGGUAGCGAUUGAGCUAAAUUGAGUUUUUUUUUAAAUGAACUGAAAACGAAAAGAUUCAAAGAUGAUUUCAGAAGGCAGCUCCUUCAUAAAGGGUAUGUUGCUGGGGGGUCUGUUCUGCGCGUUGGUGACCCUGUUAGGGGAUUUCAACAAGGGGCAUCAGUCAACCACAGACCACCAUCACCACCACAUCCAGGCACCAAGCGAGGAGGAACUGCUAAAGCUUCCCGAGCCCAAGAGGUUAGAGCUGAGCCAGAACAUCCGUGUGUACUGCGCCAUCCUCGUGCAGCCCAGAGAACUGUCCUACUGGGCAGCUGUGAAGGAGACCUGGAGCAAGCACUGUGACAAAGCUGAGUUCUACAGCUCCGAAAACGUCAAGGUGUUCCACUCUGUCAACCUUGACACCAAAGACAAGUGGCUCAUGCUGAGGAACGCUCUGAAACAUGCCUACGCCAACGGCAAGGGCUACAGCUGGUACUUCGUGGCACUCCCCUCCACGUUUGCGAUUAUCGAGAACCUGAAAUUCUUCCUUUUGAAUAAGGACCCCGGCCAGCCCUUCUACAUCGGACACACCGUUAAAUCGGGGGAGCUGGAGUACGUUGAGCUUGAGGGCGGUUUGGUGCUGAGCGUCGAAGCCCUCCGCAGGCUGGUGGGGGUGUUCAGUGACAAUGUCAAGUGCCCCGAACAGGGCAGCGCGCUUUGGAAACUGACUGAGGAAAAGGAGCUGGCUGUGUGUCUGAAGUACACCGGCGUGUUCGCUGAGAACGCAGAGGACUCGGAAGGAAAGGAGAUUUUCAACACCAAAUCGGUCAACACUCUUAUUAAAGAGGCCCUGGCUGAGAAGCCCCAGGAGGUGGUGAACGGCUGCUGCUCUGACGUAGCCAUCACCUUCCACGGCCAGUCUCCGAACCACAUGCAGGUCCUCAUGUACGGGGUCUACAGACUCCGUCCUUACGGGCACACCUUCCACGAUUCCUUGAUAUUUUUGCCUCCAGUUGAUUCCGACAAUGACUGAGCUUGGGCUGCAUCGGCAGCCACACAGAACUGCAGCCCUGUACAGAACGAGUCUAGAAACUACUUUAUCUGUCCAAUCUGUUCUCCUUCUAGGGCUUCGUUCAGUGGUCCGAAGGUAUGAGGUUUCAACAAUUUCAGUAAUUCAGCAGCAGUUGUCAGCCUUCAGAGGAUCUGUCACACAUUGCAUUCAUGUACUGAUCAAAGUUAUUAUUUUCUUGUUAAUGGUUGUUAAAAGCUGACAGGGUGGCUGUUGUGUCAUUGUGGUGUGAGGAAAUCAUUAUCUUUUACUACUUAGUGCACCAAGCCUGAUUCUCAAGGAGAAACUGAGAUUUGAGACCCUGUGAUUUAUAUUCAAGGACAUAUUGCCAACAAAACAUAUUGAAGAAACAAAACUGAACACAAAGCUCCUGUACUGAGAGCUCACUUAUUUUCUGCAGGUCUGUGUCACGGAUGCAUUGGUGUAGCCUGUACUAUUGCAUCCGUUCAUCAGACAGUUAUGUUGUUGCCACGUACCAGACUAGGGGGUAAGUUCACGCAGAAUUUGUCACUUCAGUCAAUCUAAAUAAAAUAUUAAAGAGGGCAUAACAUUGUUAGUGAGUAUGUGCUUAGAGGUCACAGGAGAAUAAGUAAGAAAUGAUAUUAGUUGGAGUCAUAUCUUAUUCAUUAAGAGCCACGAAAAAGAUACGUUUCCAAGAAUGACAAUCAGGCUGUUUUUGUGAUGGCAGAAUGUUUUGCAAAUAGAUUUGGUCUAUAUGAAUAUGCAUGUAUUGCACAGGAUAUGAUUGAUGCAAUACUCUCAAUUUAAUCAGUUCACAGUCUGCUGCAGUACCUAAUCUAUUUAAAAGAAAAAAUACAAGUACAGAAAUCAAAGUACUGCAUUUAAUUUGGGUGAAUUAGUUUGAGACUUUUAUAUUUAAUUUUGUAUUUAUAUCUGAAAAUCAUGUAUAGACGAUUCAGACUAUAUAUAUCCUAAUUGAUAUUCGAGUCAGAAUUAAAGAAGUAAGAAAGUCAGCCUCAAUCGGGUCGUUUCAUCACCCAUGUGGCAUGUUUUCCCCAGGAUCAUGUGCUUUGCACUGCAGUGCUGGUAAAUAGGGGAUUGGAUGAUUGAUUGUUUAUCUUCCAUUAAGAGGAACUCGUUCUGCUUCUUUUAUUAGUUGUAAGGAUGCCUCCUGGUGCCAAUUCAAAGGUAUUGCAGAGAAUAACCACCAAUAAAUUUCACCCAGUGAAAAUGAGUGACAUACUGCAAUUUAAAUAAGCAUCUACAAAUGUACAGUAUAAUAUAGAUAGGAAUGUAUGAUUUAGAUAGUCGUUUCUGCUGAUAACCCUCUGACAUUGACCUGGGGGCAUUUAUAUUUCUCAAAGAACCACCAGCUAAAGGUCAUUAAUACACAAAAUACAAGUCAAGUAUUUGUUUUUUCUGUAUUUGUUGGGAUAUGUUAAUAAUAAAUUAACCAAAUUGUUGGUUUGCCAAGAAACUGAGAUCGUUAUCUCGCAAUCUAGAAAUAACCGUUCUAAAAUGUAAAAAUCCUGAAAUAAUGCUGUCGGUCAGCAAUGUAGAAAGCUUUGAAAAUGAUGUAUUGAGAUCACCUGCAUUCAUUAUCUGCAAUAACAAAAUAUGAGAUUCUUCUGUGUUUGUAUGUAACAAGUGAAAAAGCAUUGAAGGGACUGCAAAUGUAAAAUGUUUUUCUAGUGAAGUUGUACACUUUGCAGCGGAAGUGACAGCAUGUACAGUGAAGUCUCUACAAUUGAAAAGUGUGCUCUACUGUCAUUCAGGUGGGGUCCACAGAGAAGCUUUCGUAACCCUGAAUCUGCUGUAACAUGAAGAUAUUUUUGCAUAGCACAUCAUACUUUUUCUACUGGUUUUGGAUAAUUUGUGGUAAAUACAUAAAACCUGACAUACUGGGAAUAAUUGAUGGCUUCUUGUCAAUAAAUGUUUGUGUCUGGAUUUUUUAAAAA